AUGGAUCUUUUACUAUCUUUUGAGAAGGCAACAGGGAAAAAACCACUGGGGAUCAUAUUCUAUAGGGAUGGUGUGUUUCCAAGGCGAGAAACAUUUCCAGAUUUGGACUGUGUUGACUCGUUUUUGCUUAAAUAUUCAAACAUGGUGCAAUACAAUUUCAAGAAAAUCACAAGGGUAAAGUUGGUGGAAGAAAAGAAUAUGAAGCCACUUGAUUCAAAUCUUGCAGCAUUAUCAGCAAGAUGCAGUAAAGACUUGGAGUUGAAUUUGGGAAUUCUCCCUGGAUUAGGUGAAGUGGCAGUGAAAAGAUUGGCAAGCCAAUCUGGACAAGGGCUCAAGGAAUUCAAAAAUGAAGUUGUGUUAAUUGGGAAACUUCAACAUCGUAAUCUUGUUAGGCUCUUAGGUUACAGCAUGAAGGAUCAUGAAAUGAUACUACUCUAUGAAUACAUGCAUAAUAAAAGCUUGGACCGUUUCAUCUUUGUUAAGACCCUUUCUGUGUGUCUUGAUUGGGAUUUACGGUUUGAUAUCAUCAUGGGGAUUGCUCGAGGACUUUUGUAUCUUCACCAAGAUUCACGGUUGAGGAUUAUUCAUAGAGAUUUGAAAGCGAGUAAUGUGUUAUUAGAUGAAGAUAUGAAUCCCAAGAUUUCAGACUUUGGUUUGGCAAAGAUAGUUAAAGGCCAAGAAACUGAAGAUAAUACCACGAGAGUUGUUGGAACCUAG
Molecule: messenger RNA, 717 nt
Organism: Lactuca sativa (garden lettuce)
Lineage: Eukaryota; Viridiplantae; Streptophyta; Magnoliopsida; Asterales; Asteraceae
Source: RefSeq, a predicted model, not a curated record